CUCGGUGCUGCUGAGCAACACGCUGCCGGUGAUGAUGAGUGGGAUAUGGAUCUUGUUGACAUGGACAUACCACAGGAUGGAAAUGAUAUCAAUGACGAGUUCAUGCAUAGUCUGUUCAUGGAUAGUGGCCCACCACAACCCAGUGCUAGCUUCCGGACAGCAGGGAAUUCAUUCUUUUCCGAAAACACUGCCGACGUGUCAAUGGAAAACCAACCGCUGGCAACGGGUUAUUACGUAUCCACUGCACCUGCAGCUGAUGUACCAGACUGGUUUUGGUCUAGCUGUCCUGGCGCAAAGAAUCGAACGCCAGUUCACUUAAAGUCCUCAUUACACAUCAAUGUACCUCUAGUGCAUCAGGGCGAUGAAUUCUUGCAAGGUAAAUCAGCCAUCGGUGACAAGCAAGAAAAGGAAAGCGGUCAUCCGUUGGAUAGUACCAAAACGGAUGAAGUUUUAAGACAUGUUCUGGAGACCUACAAUGCCCUUUCUUGGUUGAACAUCGAUGUUGUAUCGGGAGAACGACGUAGCUGUCUUCCGAUCCACAUGCAAGCCCUCAUCAGACUUUAUCACUCGGUAGCGAGACUCAUCAUGUAA
Cylicostephanus goldi is the source of this 591-nucleotide messenger RNA. The record is from the annotation of a GenBank genome assembly. NCBI's taxonomy places the organism in Eukaryota, Metazoa, Nematoda, Chromadorea, Rhabditida, Strongylidae.